Tupaia belangeri chinensis (Chinese tree shrew) is the source of this 1302-nucleotide messenger RNA. It is a transcript of the gene CUNH22orf23, whose product is annotated as chromosome unknown C22orf23 homolog. Lineage: Eukaryota; Metazoa; Chordata; Mammalia; Scandentia; Tupaiidae. The coding region runs from base 88 to 831 and encodes 247 amino acids. The record is from RefSeq and is a predicted model, not a curated record. The transcript has 7 exons.
UGCGCAGUGACCCACAGGCAAGCACUUCCUGGAGGCUGGCGGGAGCGGAAAAGGCGCGCAUGCGCCAAAUGGCGUGCGCUCGUUACCAUGGUGCCCGGAGCCGCUAGUUGCAGGCGCUACCCGCCCAGAUCUUGGUAUUUCUGCGGGCGCCGGCGAGUGCCGGGCCCUCCCAUGGAUUCACAGGAGAGGGUGGAGGCAGUGACCAAAGGCACCGGGUUCUGGCGCUCCCCCAGACCGGCCACUUACACCCCAGGGACCUGCGAGCUGCUCAGAGUGAUGAUGAAGGAAUCCAAACUGACUAACUUCCAGCAGCGCCACAUCAUGGACACCGUGAAAAGAGGAAACACUUUGCCCCUGCAGUGCAGCCCAACAUCUAGCCAGAGGGCCUCGCCUCCCAAGCAGCCAGCCUCAACCAUCUACCUGCCUCCCAUCCUGACAGCCCGCUCCCACCCCCGGCCGGCCAGCCUGUGCCAAGCCAGCGGCGCCUACAGCCGGGAGCAGUUCAAGCCGCAAGCCACCAGAGAUCUGGAAAAGGAGAAACACAGACUGCAAACUAUCCUUGCCACUGGGAAGGAGCCGGAGGAGCGGAAAAGAAAGCCCACUCCCACUCCCGGGCGACAGGAGGACCCAGCCCCUGAGGUGGACAGGUUUGACGAACUGGUGAAGGAAAUCCAGGAGAGGAAAGAGUUCCUGGCUGACAUGGAGGCGCUGGGGCAGGGCCGGCAGUACCGAGGGCUCAUCCUUGCGGAAAUCUCCCAGAAACUACGGGAAAUGGAAGACAUUGACCACAAGAGGAGUGAAGAACUUAGGAAGGCUCUUGCUACCACUUAAUCUGUGUCCAGGGACAGGGACGGGGCCCCAGCGCUUUGCCAUGCAAGGCCACUCCAGACAUACACACUGGCCUUCAGCCAUAUCAAAUGGUCACAUUGCACUGCCCUGAACUACAGACCCCAGAGUAAAUACGGGACCCUCGAUACCGCCCAGGGAGGCCGGGCCAGCUGCUGGAGCCUCUGAGCCCAGUCACAGACCCAGACUUGGAGACUCCUCUGGGGGAAGAGCCCCAUACGCAGUGUCAGGCAGGCCCCCAGUCCACGUCUCAGCACCUGGAACCUGUGCCUGAGGGCAUCCAAGGGACCCUCCUCUCACCACUGCCAGCAUUGCUGUCCUCCUUACUGAGCUUUGUGAACUGAGAAACACAAUUUCUUUCUUGCCUGUCUUAGGACCUAUUUAUGUGACUUUACAGCCUUGGGCAAAUGUUUAACCACAAUGAUUAAUUGGCCAAUAAAAAAAAAUGUAACAUGG